This is a messenger RNA of Zasmidium cellare ATCC 36951, 378 nucleotides long. RefSeq lists its product as uncharacterized. The record is from RefSeq and is a predicted model, not a curated record. Bases 1 to 378 code for a protein of 125 amino acids. The transcript has a single exon. NCBI's taxonomy places the organism in Eukaryota, Fungi, Ascomycota, Dothideomycetes, Mycosphaerellales, Mycosphaerellaceae.
AUGAGGAGCACUAUCUCCUGUACGGAUGGCGACGCCACCGAACUGCUGCCAACGACUUCCCAUCAGACCGAUGAUACAAGCGACCGAUUACAGACAACUACUACCUACAUCGUACCAGAAGAGUACGACUACAUGCGCCUCACCGAACGGAAGCUCUGGCACGUUCUCAACCCCAUCCCAUCAAUCGCCAUCACAGUAGUACUGGGUGCCAUCUCAAGCAUACUUCAAAAUCGACUCGCCGAUACAUUAUGUAUACCCAAUGGCGAUAUGGCUCUUCCAGGCAGCUUCUCCAUUUGGAAAGCUGAAUAUGGCCUGUCAAUCACAGUCGGCUUCUGGAAGCUCGCUUUCGCUCAAGCCAAAGCUAUUGAUCUAGCCUGA